GAUGGCGUUUUCCCGCGAAGGAGAAGCGCGCGUUUUUCCCUGGUCGGGGAUUUGGCGAGGAGGCUGGGCAGGCGGCAGCCGAGAGACUUUAGCGCGCUCCGUUGCGGACGCUGAGAGGAGAGGACCCGGUUUUGGAGUGUGUGUCAGCCAUGCCGGCGCAGCGGCCCGCGAGCAGCGAUGAGUCCCUGGCUCCAGAUCCGGUUGAAGAGCCCGAGACCGCCGUGAUUACCCAAGCCAUGCUGGAGGAGGAAGAACAGCUCGAGGCUGCUGGACUCGAGAGGGAGCGGAAGAUGAUAGAAAAGGCUCGCAUGUCUUGGGAUAGAGAGUCCGUGGACAUUCGGUACCGUAGACUUCAACAUUUGCUUGAAAAAAGCAAUAUCUACUCCAAAUUUUUAUUAACUAAAAUGGAACAGCAACAACUAGAGGAACAGAAGAAGAAAGAGAAAUUGGAAAGAAAAAAGGAAUCUUUAAAAGUUACUAAGGGUAAAAAUUCCACUGAUGCAAGUGAAGAGAAUCCAGUUAUGAGAAAGAAGAGAGGAAGAGAAGAUGAAUCAUACAAUAUUUCAGAGGUCAUGUCAAAAGAGGAAAUUUUGUCUGUGGCUAAAAAAAAUAAAAAGGAGAAUGAGAAUGAAAGCUCCUCUUCUAAUCUCUGUGUAGAAGACCUUCAGAAAAACAAAGAUUCAAAUAGUAUGAUUAAAAAUAGAUUGUCUGAAACGGUUAGGCAGAAUACUAAAUUCUUUUUUGACCCAGUUCGGAAAUGUAAUGGACAGCCCGUACCCUUUCAACAACCAAAACACUUCACGGGAGGAGUGAUGCGGUGGUACCAAGUGGAAGGCAUGGAAUGGCUUAGGAUGCUUUGGGAAAAUGGAAUAAAUGGCAUUUUAGCAGAUGAAAUGGGAUUGGGAAAGACAGUUCAGUGUAUUGCUACAAUUGCACUGAUGAUUCAGAGAGGAGUACCUGGACCUUUUCUUGUCUGUGGACCUUUAUCUACACUUCCUAACUGGAUGGCUGAAUUCCAAAGAUUUACACCAGACAUUCCUACUAUGUUAUAUCAUGGAACCCAGCAGGAACGUCGAAAAUUAGUAAAGAAUAUUCACAAGCGGAAAGGGACCCUGCAGAUUCAUCCUGUGGUAAUUACUUCAUUUGAAAUAGCCAUGAGAGACCGAAAUGCAUUACAGCACUGCUAUUGGAAAUACUUAAUAGUAGAUGAAGGACACAGGAUUAAAAACAUGAAAUGCCGUCUGAUCAGGGAGUUAAAACGAUUUAAUGCAGAUAACAAACUUCUUUUGACUGGUACUCCCUUGCAAAACAAUUUAUCAGAACUUUGGUCAUUACUGAACUUUUUGUUGCCAGAUGUAUUCGAUGACUUGAAAAGCUUUGAAUCUUGGUUUGAUAUCACUAGUCUUUCAGAAACUGCUGAAGAUAUUAUUGCUAAAGAACGAGAACAGAAUGUAUUGCAUAUGCUGCACCAGAUUCUAACACCUUUUUUACUGAGAAGACUAAAAUCUGAUGUUGCUCUUGAAGUUCCUCCUAAGCGAGAAGUAGUUGUUUAUGCACCACUUUCAAAGAAACAAGAGAUCUUUUACACAGCCAUUGUGAACCGUACAAUUGCAAACAUGUUUGGAUGCAGUGAGAAAGAAACAGUUGAGCUAAGUCCCACUGGACGACCAAGACGGCGUUCCAGAAAGUCAAUAAAUUACAGCAAAAUAGAUGAUUUCCCUAAUGAAUUGGAAAAAUUGAUCAGUCAAAUACAGCCAGAAGUAGACCGAGAAAGAGCUGUUGUGGAAACGAAUAUCCCUCUAGAGUCUGAAGUUAAUCUGAAGCUGCAGAAUAUAAUGAUGCUCCUUCGUAAAUGCUGUAAUCAUCCGUAUUUGAUUGAAUACCCAAUAGACCCGGUCACACAAGAGUUUAAGAUUGAUGAAGAGUUGGUAACAAAUUCUGGGAAAUUCUUAAUUUUGGAUCGAAUGCUGCCAGAACUAAAAUCCAGAGGUCACAAGGUGCUGCUAUUUUCACAAAUGACAAGAAUGUUAGAUAUUUUGAUGGAUUACUGCCACUUUAGAAAUUUCAACUUCAGCAGGCUUGAUGGAUCCAUGUCUUAUUCAGAGAGAGAAAAAAAUAUGCACAGCUUCAACACAGAUCCAGAGGUGUUUAUCUUCUUAGUCAGUACACGAGCUGGUGGCCUGGGCAUUAAUUUGACUGCAGCAGAUACAGUUAUCAUUUAUGAUAGUGAUUGGAAUCCCCAAUCUGAUCUUCAGGCCCAGGAUAGAUGUCAUAGAAUUGGUCAGACAAAGCCCGUUGUUGUAUAUCGUCUUGUCACAGCAAAUACUAUUGAUCAGAAAAUUGUGGAAAGAGCAGCUGCUAAAAGAAAACUGGAAAAGUUGAUCAUCCACAAAAAUCAUUUCAAAGGUGGUCAGUCUGGAUUAAAUCAAUCUAAGAACUUCUUAGACCCUAAGGAAUUAAUGGAAUUAUUAAAAUCUAGAGAUUAUGAAAGAGAAGUAAAAGGAUCAAGAGAGAAGGUCAUUAGCGAUAAAGAUUUGGAGUUGUUGCUAGAUCGAAGUGAUCUCAUUGAUCAAAUGAAUGCCUCAGGACCGAUUAAAGAGAAGAUGGGGAUUUUCAAGAUACUAGAAAAUUCUGAGGAUUCCAGUCCUGAAUGUUUGUUUUAAAUUGGAACUAAAGACUGCCCUUAAAGUUCUUGUUUACAUCUAGUGAUUUACCUGUAUUGGUUUUAAAAUCCAGAUUAUCCGCUUUACUUUUUUGGUUGUAUCAGUUUACAUAAUGAAACUUGUACCAUUGCAUAAUUAAUAGAUGGUAAUUUUCUGAGCCUUAUUAAGAACAAAGAAGUACUCAUAGUAAGUUUAGAUUUUUCCGUUAAUUUUUUGGGCUCAGUAAUAUUCUUGGGUACAGGCUGAUGUGUACUUAACCACUGCCAGAUUUAUACAGUCUUCCUGUGGAAGUUUAAAGUCUUUCCCCCCUUUUAGGAGUACAGUUCAUGGGUUUGGGGUACUUCAUUUAUGGAGUAGGCUUUUGAUGGGGGAAUCAUUGGGAUUAUGCUUUCUGGUGUUUAAAUAAGAAAUUGUUUGGUUUUAGAGUCUAUUUCUAUAAAAUAAAUUACCAAAUAAAUGUUUGUUAUAUGAUGA
Messenger RNA from Neofelis nebulosa (Clouded leopard), 3137 nucleotides. It is a transcript of the gene HELLS, whose product is annotated as helicase, lymphoid specific. Gene Ontology annotation, molecular function: ATP binding; chromatin binding; ATP-dependent chromatin remodeler activity. NCBI's taxonomy places the organism in Eukaryota, Metazoa, Chordata, Mammalia, Carnivora, Felidae. Gene Ontology annotation, biological process: DNA methylation-dependent constitutive heterochromatin formation; lymphocyte proliferation; pericentric heterochromatin formation. The transcript is spliced from 22 exons. Bases 150 to 2663 code for a protein of 837 amino acids. Gene Ontology annotation, cellular component: pericentric heterochromatin; nucleus. The record is from RefSeq and is a predicted model, not a curated record.